UUCUCUUUGAAUAAAGUUGAGGAUUUGAGGGUCCCGUUCCGCAACAAAUAAAUAUAUGUGUUUAACCUUUCUUUUAAAUUUUCUUUUUAUUAUGUAUUUCCGCGUUAAAUGUGUUUUUGGUGUUAAUGCCAUUAAUGACCUUAGCUAGUGUUCUCUGCUGAUUGAUUGAGAAUAAUCAUUGAGGGCACUCACUAAGUUUUUCUGCGUUAUUUAUAGAUUCCCUGCCAUACAUUCCCAAAUCCCCACGAAAAUGGAAUUCCCAGCCCAAGGUAUCAGCUAAGGCAGAGCAAACAGAAGGAAGAUAGGCUGAUUGACAACUGUGGAGAAUAUCGGGAAAAACUCAUACGGUUAUCUAGCAUGCGUUCAGGCUGAGCACGCAUCUGUUAUAAAAAAACAAAAAAACAUUCUCCUUUAACUAUCACAAAAUAAGGAAGAACACACGUAUUCUAUGGGCAAACCAACAAUGUAAAUCCAUUGUACCAGUUAUAAAAUCAAACCGCUGUUUUCGUUUCUACCACACUUACCUCAACUAACGGAUUUACCUUUGCUUUCUUAACAUCUUGUAUUGGAGAGAUAAGUUAACAGUUAAGAAUGAAGGUGGAACCAUACGAAUGUAGUAUUUCCAUGUGAAUAGAAUACCAAUAUUGCUCUGCGUUACGCAAUUUCAGCAAUCUCUGUGCCUUUUCUUCCGUGUGAGCUCUGUAAAAUGUUUUUGGCCCGCAUUUGUUCAGUGUUAUUUUGUGUCAUGGCGUUCUAUAAAAGCCAAAUAGGAUCUCAAUUUCCCGCCGUCCAAGCAUCCGAAAUUCCGAAGUCAACCCAAAUCAUUUUAGGCUCGUGCAGAAAUGAGUUAAAUGGUAGCACCACUAGACCAGAGAUCCGUCUCCCCUUUAUGGAUAUGUUGGUGCAACAUAAUAACGACCUUUUCGUACUCCACGAACCCGACGAGGAUUUGCUUUUGCUGCUUCAUGUACCACACAUUUUUAAGUUGCACGUGGCCACUGGAGAGCAGCGUUUAGUGUCACUUGGCAACUUAGAGGUGAGGGGUCGUAGCGCCCUCGGAGUAGAAAUCGUGAGCUGGCGGCAUUUGUUCCUACUAGCCGUGGUCCUGGAAGAUCACCUGGUAGUCUUUCAACUAUCCAAGGAACUGUUGCUAUCCAACGAAACCCUUACGCCGUUGACCUUUGAGCCACUGCAGGAGUUCUUGCUGCCGGAGGGAUUUCUUCAGAUCCGCUUUCUGAAACCCAGUCCCGAAAAGAUUAUUUUGCUAGUGACCUCGAAUCAUACCAGUUCAUCCAACAAGUGCAGAACGUUUGAGUGGCUGGACACGUACUUUAAUCCCAUUGAGGAAAUCAAAUUGCCGACCAUCCGCAUUCUCCAAGUAGUAGGUCGUCAGCCGCUCUAUAUAAUUUUUGGGCGAUUUUUAAAGGGCUCCCACUCAAAGCUGGUUCUUACGGUGUACGAAUUGAACGAAAACAACCUUAGCCUGCAACAUCGCCAGGCCUUAACUAUACAGGCUCAUAGCAUUCAGGCGACCAGCUUUCGUGGUCGGAACUGUUUCAUCGCAUGCACUUUCUCAGCUCCUGCUUCCUGUCUCUUCUUCCGCAUGUUCGAUGGCCAAUUCGUGUUAUAUCGAAAGCCCGCUCGCAGGGACUUAAAUUUUCACCGCUUAAGUGCGUCCCAAGAGGGACAGCUUCUAAUCGGAGCACGCUCCAACGGAGAGGUUCUCAUAUUCAGUUCGACCCGUUUGGAUUGCUAUAGUGGAUUUCGAGUACAUGGGGAACCGGAACCGAGUGGCUUAUUCUUCCACAGGAACAAGCGAAACGAGAGCUUCCUACUGCUGGUCUAUCGGAGAUCCUCGGCCGAUCUGAUUCGAACUGUGCAGCUAGGGAGCUUAGAAGACGCUUCCAGCCAAGUAAGCGCCACUCCUGAUGAAGAUUUUAGUCUGGUUCAGCUGCACCGCCACGAGUUCGAAGAGUCCAUUAAUGCACUGCGAGGGCUUUUGCUGCGCCGGCGAUCUUCUCAAGGAGCCCUUAACGAUAUUAUGCAGUCUUUAAAGAGGCGGGUUGACAUUCGCCUCGAGAAAGCGCUUCAUGUUUUAGAAAGAGGUCACGUCAAGCGGCUUCGACUGGCGAACAACCAUCUGCGUACUCCCAAUCAGGUAAAACAACGUCUGGAAGACCUACAGCAGCGAUUCGGAUCACAACUGUCCCCAAGAAGGCCUCGCUCCUUUGGGACAGGAAAUGAGAAUUAUGCCCGGGAAAAAUUAAAUGUCCGACAACUGCGAGUGGGGAACUUAAUUUACCAAGGACCGCUGAUGUCAGGCCACCACUGGAACUCUUCGGGAUCACCUUUGUUAACCAUCAGAGACAGGCGGGUGCUGACCAAGAUACUUAACAAAAAGCAACUUUGGGCCCCUCCUGGUUUCCAGAACAAUAGUGCUUUAGAAAUUGGUCAAGAGGAGCCAAAUGGCAUUGAAUGUGUAGUACGUCAUUUUCAAGUAAAGCAGAUAAAUUCUGUGUCUUGGGAAUCCGUUUUGGACUCUCUUUUCCUGCGCAGCCGAGACAAUUGGAUAAAAGGACAGCUUUUGUUGCAAUCACGAGCGCGUGUUUUUAGUCUACUGACGCCACUUUUCAACGGACUUGUGGUCGAUCGGCUUUUCAACACGCAGCGGGCCCAAGUCAUCAGCUCUAAUAUCUACAUGUCCGCUUUUUUCGCUCCGCGUUUAGAGGCACAGCGAGUGAAUGGCCUUAACUUUGCCCAGGACAUCCUCUUCCGUGGUGACAACGAUAACUGGGUUAAGACUCCUGUUCGCAUAUACCAGAUGAAUGUCUCGGGUCACAUACGGGUGGCCAAUCAAAGCGAAUGGAGGCCGCAGCGGAGACAACUCAGGGAACCGGAGGAGCAACGUCUUCAGCAGUACUAUACGGGUAAGAUUACCAUCCGUGGCUCGCUGACAGUGAGGAAUAUUCAGCGGGAUACGGAAAACUCACUCGCGAUCGUGGGCAACCAACCAUUGGCCAGGACCGAUCUCUCUACCAAGUUUCUUUUGAACGAGACGGUGCAGGUUCUCCCCCAUUUAAUGUUUGAACAAGCCAAAGUCAAUGCUCCAUCACUCACCACCAUUUAUGUUUACGGACACCCUUUCAUGGACCACCUUCUCACCAAAGCACAUCAAAAAAGUCACACAUACCGAAAUCGCACUCUGCACAUUAUAUUUAUGAAUGCUAGCGUCCAAGGCGACAUUAUUUCCAGAAACUACAGCUCCCGUUUAAGGGACACCUCAGAAGACAUAGUGCGGCAUGGGCAGGAAGCCAAUUUGACAGGUCAAAAGCAUUUCCAAGCUCCUCUAUUUAUUAAAUCCCUUCAAACCAAUCGAAUAAAUGGGACGCCAAUAAACAAACUAAUGCUUGCAACUGGCACCUCACAAAACUUUAAUGGAACCAAAAGCUUUGCCCGCUUGGUUGUGGCAGAUGAGCUGCGAGCUCAUAACCACAUCAAUGUCAGUCGCCUGACCGGACUACCCUUGCAGCAGCUCCUUUCCAGCGGUCUUAGUCUGCAACGUCUGGAAUUGACGGGAAAGCCGGACCUAAAAGCACUUUACUUUGGCCGUCUUAAUGGAUUGCUCUUCGAUGACCUGCUGUCUAAGGCUUCGGAGGGCAAUAAACAGCCCCUACUUCUUCACAAGCAACUUCUUAUUAAUGGCAAUGUGCGUUUCCAAAGGCCUCUGCAACUGCAGAGCGUUAAUGGAUUGCAGUGGCAGGAAUACCAAAGUCGUCUGAUAGGACCUGGUACCAAUGCAGAGCUACGUGGUAAAAAGACUUUCAUGGAAAAUGUUCAACUAAACAAAGACUUGAAUACACCCCACAUAAACAAUGUAGAUAUAAGUUUUGUGCUUGAAAACACCUUGCUUCGCAAGACACCACAAAAAGUCAGUGGUCCCUACACUUUCAGAAAAUUGGUGGCUGUUAACGUGAAUGUGUCUCGCUUAAAUGGGGCUUCCAAAAAACUAUUUAUAGACACACGAAAAGAGAUAGAACUUAAAGGUAAUCUCUAUAUGAAGCAGCUUAACAUUAACGGCAAAUUGAAGUGUCCCUUAGGAAACAAGACUUACCUAAGUGAACUUAAGCAGCGAAUGGAGCGAGUGCAGCAACACCCCUGGUUGAACUUGUUGGUCACCGGUGAUGCCCUAUGGAAUAGUGAAGAACAGCCCCAAUCCCAUCUGGCUUACCUGCGGCAGCAUGCUGUGCGUAAAACAGGUAACCAGAGCAUUGCAGGUCAUGUGCUACUGGAAAGGUCCCACCUGAAAAACCUGCAAGCCAAACAGAGUCUGCCUGUUGAACUCAACUUUACCCAUUUGGCCGAAGAUGCCCUCCUCCGCUUCAGUCCAGCCAGCGAAGGCCAGGUUAUAUUGGCUCUUCAAGAACUGCUGGGAUCAGUUAAAGCCAAGAGCCUUCAUCUGGAGCGGGAUGCUCUUUUCGGACUUAUUAAUGGAAUCAAUAUAGGACGACUCAACUCCUCACUCUACAGCGUCUCCACUGCAGAACCUGUUGCAGCGAAGCUCCACUUUUACCAGGCUCCCAAGAUACGCAGACUUCAAAUCGGGAACUCAAAGGUAAAUGGAGCUCCAGUUGAAUAUAUUCACCAGCAGGUUAAAGGGCAGUCCUGGGCAGGUGCGCAAUUCCAGCAGAUUCUCGUCGAGCAAAAUCUCAGUCUGGCAAAUGUGAACGAAAUGAGUUUGGACUACUUUUUGCAGCAUCGCAUACCUCUGAGGGGAGCUGCUUUGGAGGUAUUUGGAUCUCUGAGCUUCGAACAGCUUCAGCUAGGCGGACAGCCACUUCUGCGUUCCAUCAAUGGCAUCCAGCUGGAGAACUUGGUUGUCCGUUAUAGCCACCAUGCACAAAGCAUCUCUGGUGCGAAGACAUUUCACGGAGGCGUAAGGUUGACUGGACCUGGGCAUGUUAUGUAUAUAAACAGCCGUGAUCUUAGCGAAAGUUACAGGGCUACUAUUUUCCGGAACAGGAACUACAACAUCGAUAGUCUGGUCCUGGAUAGAGCCCUUUUUACAGAAAGUCUGGUCUUGGAAGAAAGUCAGAGCCGAUUUCCCAGUCAAUUGCGAACGAUGAAAAGCCAAGGCAAUGCAUUGGAAGAGCUGCAGGAACUUCUUUCGGUGGGUAAUAACAGCCACAGACGUCUGCUUUAUCUUGAAUAUGAUACUAAAAGCCUAGAACUCACCUGGCUAAAGCCCUCUUUAAAAAAGACUUGGGGGCCCAAACUGAGCUUGACCACGGGCAAAACUGCAUCUUGCCAACGCUGGGGCUUACAGGCCCAGCUUCUGGCCUCUGAAGGUCAUGUGCUCCUUGCAAACGUGAGUAUGCCCAACAAACACAUGGGGCUUGACUCCGUUGGCGUUGAGAUUAAGGUGCAAAACCACUGCCACCGUCCAGCUAGGAGAGUGCGCAGUAGGGUGGGCGUCAGUUGCCGCAACGAAUCACAUACUCUGGGAAUGCAUCAGCCAGUGGCAGCCAUGGAACUAGUGGAAAUGGAGGAAUCGGUGCUCUUGCUCUUGGGCACCGAAGAAGAGGUCCGGGUCUUGCGAUUGAUGAGGAGCAACUGCAGUCUCUCCGAUUGGCAAUCAGUGUUGCCGGCUGACGGUCGCCUAAUGAAAGUGGUUCGAGUGGCGGAGUCUGAAGAGGACUUACUGCUCACCAGUGGUAUGAGCAACCAUCGUCCAGUACUGGCUAUUCAUUUGGCGGAUACCUCAAGCCGCAAAUUCAAGGUGCUGCAGUUGAUUCAGGGCCCCUACGACCUGGCGGAAAUUCAAGAAAACCAACUACUGCUGAGCUGUCUGGGUUGCCGGCUCAUAGCCAUUUUCAAGCGCAACUUAAACCCCAAGGAACCACACUUUGGGGCCACCCAGCAGUUGAGCCUUCAGGAGCGCAUUCAACAACUAACCCCAUUUAAAGUUGGAGAAGAGCAAUUUCUUCUGGUAUUAACCCAACCGGAGGAGGAGCACUUUUUCUUAUUUAGCUAUAAUCAAGUGGCCGGAUGGCAACAACACACUUUUGGCUACAAAAGACAGCACCAGUGGGCGUGGCCUUUGGUGAAACCGGGCCAAAAAUUGCAGGCGGAAGAAUCCCUAAUUUUGCUGCUUUGUGGAAAGGAAGAAAAAUGCGACCUUGUUAAAUCAGUUCUGGGUUAACAGCUGUAUCGUAUUGUUAGCUUUAUAUAAUUACCUUUACUGUAUUUAUGUAUUUCCUUUCAAUAAACAUUCUAUUAUAGUAUUGGAAUUGAGGACCACUCAAAUAUAAUUGUAACAUUUACACUUUUCGUUUAUACGGUUAUCGUAUUGUUAGCUUUAUAUAAUUACCUUUACUGUUUUUAUGUACUUCCUUUCAUUAAACAUUCUAUUAUAGUAUUGGAAUUGAGGACCACUCAAAUAUAAUUGUUACAUUUACA
Messenger RNA from Drosophila ficusphila, 6456 nucleotides. RefSeq lists its product as uncharacterized. The transcript is spliced from 7 exons. Gene Ontology annotation, molecular function: heparin binding. Gene Ontology annotation, cellular component: cell surface. Lineage: Eukaryota; Metazoa; Arthropoda; Insecta; Diptera; Drosophilidae. Bases 707 to 6199 code for a protein of 1830 amino acids. The record is from RefSeq and is a predicted model, not a curated record.